Molecule: messenger RNA, 1548 nt
Organism: Penicillium diatomitis
Lineage: Eukaryota; Fungi; Ascomycota; Eurotiomycetes; Eurotiales; Aspergillaceae
Product: cytochrome P450
Exons: 3
Coding region: 1-1548 (515 amino acids)
Molecular function (GO): iron ion binding; monooxygenase activity; oxidoreductase activity, acting on paired donors, with incorporation or reduction of molecular oxygen
Source: RefSeq, a predicted model, not a curated record
AUGCUCGCUCUACUAGUUCCGAUCGCUCUCGCGAGCUACUUUGUCGUGAGACUGUAUCGACAGCGCAGCAUGUUCAAAAAUCUUCCUGGGCCGCCCCAUCACGCUAUCUGGGGACACUUCUUGGUUAUGCGGGACAUCGCAGGCAGUCUACCCGCUGAUGCCACCCCCCAGCUAUUCGCGCACUUGAUGCGUGAGAAGUACGGGCUUGGAGACUUCUUCUAUCUUGAUCUGUGGCCGUUGGCUCCGCCACAGCUUGUGAUCGCUCAUCCGACACUGGCCACUCAAAUCGUCCACAAAAUGAAUCUUCCCAAGGAGUCAGCCGUGAUGCAGAAGUGGACUGGGCCUAUCUUGGGGGAGAAGUCCAUGGUUUCGGCAAACGGACACGAUUGGUUCCUGGCACGCAAAUCAUUUACGCCGGGUUUCCAACCGCGCAAGCUGCUACAACACGUUCCGAACAUUGUUGAAGAAGCGCUCAUGUUUGCAAAUGUUCUGCGAGAGCAUGCCAACAAGGGCGACAUUUUUAAAAUGGAAGAUAUCAGUGCCAGAAUGAUCUUCAACAUCUCCACGUGGGUCAUACUGGGCAUCAAGUGCAACGCACAGAGGGACGACGAUGAGUUUCUUGAGCUCUUCCGCAAACAAGCCGCUAUGGCCCCUCAAGAUUUCUGGUCCCGGUACCUGUAUGAUAUCAACCCGCGCAGAUACUAUCGAAAGUGGAGCAACGGGCGUGCACUCGAUCGUUUUGUCGGUCGCCUCGUUGAUCAACGCGGAGUCACAAGCUCAGCUAGUGCUUUGGGCGAAAAAGCCCAGCAAUUUGCCCUUGACGACGCUAUCAUCUGUAGCCGCACACUGAGCAAGACAAUGAGCCCUACUUCGUCCAUUGACAAGGACACUCGUGAGAUGCUCAUUGCGUCAGUCAAGACUCUGAUCUUUGCUGGGCACGACACAUCAGCGAGCACGCUUUGUUAUACAUACGCUGCAUUGAGCAAGCACCCUGAAGUUCUUCAACGCCUUCGGGCGGAGCAUGAUUCCGUGUUUGGUACCAACCCGUCAGACGCAGCCGAUCAUCUCCGACGUGAUCCCAAUCUGGUGAAUAAUCUGCCCUACACAUUGGCUGUGAUCAAAGAGGCUCUCCGCCUGUGGCCCCCGACAGGUGUCAGUCUCCGUCAUGGGGAGCCAGGACAGGUUCUACAGGUCGAUGGAAAAGACUGGCCAACGUAUCCAUUUGCUGUCCUCGUCAACAAUUGCGCCACCAUGCGUCGCGAGGAUCUCUUUAAAGAUGCUGAAAAGUUCUACCCGGAACGUCAUCUUAUCACCGAUGUGGAAGAUCCGUACUUUGUUCCCCGUGAUGCGUGGAGGCCAUUCGAAAAGGGCCCUCGCAUGUGCCUUGGUCAGACAUUGGCAUUGAUACAACUUAAGAUUGCCUUGGUGAUGACUUUGAGAACUUUUGGCUUUGAAAUUGUCUAUGAAGAUGGUACUUUCAUGUACCAGGUCUUGGAUGUGACAGCUAAACCGUCGUUAGGGUUGCCGACUCGGGUCACGUUGAGGUGA